AAAGCAGUGUUUCUGACCUGCAUCGGGGAAGGCCGUCGUUCAGUAUGUGUAGUGCAACGUGUCUGGAAUGUUCCAUAAGUAAUUGGUGAAAAUGGUUCAGUCCUACGACAUUCGAAGCGUUGAAGCGCGGAAAAGUUCCGGGUUUGUGGACAGUUUCAAAUCGCUGUUCCGCAGAAACAUAAAACCGGAACCCGCAAAAGUGCGUUCCAAUCGAGGUGGGACAGCUCCCAUCGCGGAUCCAGAACCAAGUGAACCGUCGUCUUUGAUUAGUACCGUCGUCGAAGAGAACAACAAUGUCAACGCUAGAGGUGGUGGCAAUGUACCUGCGACGAUCGCGGAGGCGGCUGCCAUAUCAAUUCCGGCGGACACGAAUCGUUAUGAGAUUAGGAAACCGGUGAAAAGAAAAUCUUCAAAAGGAACAACCGGUAGCGGUAACAAUGGUAACAGUCAGAGUGGCAAAUUGGUACGAAGGAAGUCAUUUGGACGGCGAAUCAAUAACCUGUGGAGUAACUUUGGCCUGCUGAAGAGCUCGGAGAAGAUAGCCGAAUUCGCCAAUGGUUACGCCGCCUUUCAACAUGUUCGGGAAAAUUUAGAAGAUCUGAACGAGAAAUCGGAAGCCAACGAGACCGAUUUGGUAUUCCUGCAAGGCAUUUUACAAAACCCCGCCGUUACGCAAAUGAUAAAGAUCCAAGACAAACUCGAAGAGGUAGCACCACCGUUGGUACCGAUCCGGCUGAACAACGUCCCUCUGCUGCGAGAAUUCGUCGAUCGGUGCAGUCUGUCACGGAAUCCGCAUGCCCGUGAACUAGCGCGAAUAUUUCGCUAUCCGCACUUCCGGGCCUUGAUCGAGGCGCACGACGAGGUUGGCGAAGGCGUCGUAGAACGGUUGAAAAAUCCACCCAGUCCUUCCGCGAGCGGCGCAGCAUCGCCGACUUCACCCGGUGGUAGUUCGGAACUAGACGGCGGCGGAGGAGGAGGCGGAGGAGGAGGAGGUUCUUCACUGGCUACGGCAGCAACGGUAACGACGGCCGCCAGGGGAAUGCCCGGGGAAACGAUCAAGAUGGUGGGGAUUCGGAGGAAUCCGAACGAACCGCUGGGGCUGACGGUGGAAGUCGACGAGCACGAUCAGCUGGUGGUGGCCCGUAUCAUUGCCGGUGGAAUGAUCGAUCGGCAGGGGCUGCUCCAUCCCGGCGAUGUGAUACUGGAAGUGAACGGCGUGCAGGUGAACACACCGGAAGAGCUACAGACUGAAAUUUCCCGGGCCAAGGAGUCCGUCACGCUGAAGAUCGGUCCCAGCCUGGAGGAGGAGAUGAAAUCCGCUCGGAUCAUGAUGGGUGGUGGACAGGUAAAGAAAAAUAUAGAGACGGGCAAGAAGCUGACGUGCUACAUGCGUGCCUUGUUCGAUUACGACCCGGUGGAGGACAAUCUGCUGCCGUGUCAGGAGAUCGGCUUAGCAUUCCAGCGGAGUGACAUCCUGCAGAUCAUCAACGUGAAAGAUCCCAACUGGUGGCAGGCUCGGCACAUCGGAGAGGACAAUGCCAUCGGAUUGAUUCCGUCGCAGGAGCUGGAGGAACGCCGCCAGGCGUAUGUACCACCGGAGGCGGAUUAUGUUCACAAAAUUAGCAUAUGCGGUACCAGGAUUUCCAAGAAGAAACGCAAGACAAUGUACAAAACCAAGCAGAACAAUGAUUUCGACAAGGCUGAUUUGAUGCUGUACGAAGAGGUUACCAAGAUGCCCCCGUUCAAGCGGAAAACGUUGGUCCUGAUCGGAGUGUCCGGUGUCGGGCGGCGAACGCUGAAGAAUCGCUUGAUACAGAGCGAUCCGGACAAGUUUGGCUCGGUGUUGCCACACACAACUCGUCAACCGAGACCGCUGGAGGAAAGUGGCAAGGCCUAUUGGUUCACCGAUCGGGAAACCAUGGAGCAGGAAAUCAAGGAAAACAGCUUCCUAGAGUUUGGCGAGCACAAUGGAAAUCUGUACGGCACCCAUUUGGAUUCGGUUCGGGAUAUCAUUCGGCAAGGAAAAAUGUGCGUCCUGGAUUGCUCUCCGACGGCGUUGAAAACCCUUCACAAUAGUACCGAGUUCAUGCCAUAUGUGAUCUUCAUCGCAGCGCCGGGAAUGGAACAGCUGAAACAGCUGUACUCGGAGCGUAGAUCGGCUAGUGGAUCGGUGCGGAGUUUGGCGUUCGACAGACAGAGCUCCAUCCGGUUCAGUUCCCGCCGAGCCAAGACGCUCGAAUCAUUGGCAUCACUGUACGAGGAUGACGAUCUAAUUUCUGCCGUCGAGGAAAGUGCCCUACUGCAGCGCAAGUACGACAAGUACCUGGACAUGGUCAUCAUCAACGAGGACUUUGACGUCACAUUCCGGGCCGUGACGGACGCACUGGAAGCCCUCAGCCACGAACACCAGUGGGUACCGGUCAAUUGGAUCUACUAACUGCCGCAUGUAUGACUGCAAGUGCAACAAAAGAUGAUGUGUUCAAAUUUAUUGGGAAUUAUCGCAAAAAAUGAGCCAUAUACCGAUAUGCAUUCAGGAUCAUCCUCGGAUUAUUAGGGAUGAGUCACUUUAGUACCAUAGCUUUGUGUCUAGAAUCGUUCGAAUUCCAUAUCCUCCAAUUCAAUCAAUACGUUUGUCAUUUAAGCAUGAAUAAAAGCAUAAAUUUACGUGAAUUUAAGUCAAACACAGCAUGUGGAUGCCAAUAUCUGCUUCACAAAAACCCAAUGCAUCGUACUAUCGAUAAUCGUUUAAUCACACGUAUUCGAAGAAAAGAAGAAUCUCUAGCAUUUAAGUCGUAUUCGUAGGAUUUAUUGUGAAAGGGAAAUUGUUUCGUCCAUUAUUUUUAGUUUUCUAGUGACCAGAAGUAGUACAUAUGUAAAACAUAAAAAUGGGGCAAUAGCUCAUGCGAUUAGUAAGAUUGAGUUUAAAUUGUCAGUGUCUCGAAUCACCUGGAAGAAUUCCCCGAACGAGAAAUUGAUUAAAUUUUACUCUAGAUGAGUUUGUAUUUAGUUAGGCAGCAUGCUGAAACACCUCUGUUUUUAUCAAUCAUAUAAGUUAGCGUUAAGUUCGAUGAGAUGUUUAGAAAACUAUUUGUUGUAGAUUUUCAAUGAAUUUAUGUAGAAUAGUAUGCGAAAUAAAUAUCCGGUAACCUAA
Messenger RNA from Ochlerotatus camptorhynchus, 3151 nucleotides. RefSeq names its product MAGUK p55 subfamily member vari (gene vari). Bases 92 to 2437 code for a protein of 781 amino acids. Gene Ontology annotation, molecular function: protein binding. The transcript is spliced from 9 exons. Gene Ontology annotation, cellular component: cell-cell junction; plasma membrane. Lineage: Eukaryota; Metazoa; Arthropoda; Insecta; Diptera; Culicidae. The record is from RefSeq and is a predicted model, not a curated record.